UUCGUGUACUGUUACUCUGCACAUGAAACGUUUCUGGUUACACAUGCAUAUGCAGUAAAAUGAUGCUGUCAUAUCAGUUUAAACGUCUCUUUCACAUAACCUCCCUAGAUAUCAUUGACUAGCAUGGACUGAUGAAUGGCUAAAAUCAUCGGCGUCCUUACCAUGGAAUAUUCUAAUCGUGUGUCGAAACUUCCGGUUUAAGAUGGCGGCGACCUUGUGUGGGAAGCUUCUACUCAGACAGGGCUGGCUGCCCGUGACACAUUGUGUUCGUCAUGGAUCCAAGGCAGUUACACGCCACAGGAAGCCAAUGCACUUCCUCAAGCAGAAGCUAUUGGCUGUCACAGAGUACGUUCCUCCCAAACCUUCAGCCUCAAAGCGCCGUGUCCCCCAGGUCAAACCACACCAGGAGGAAAGUGGCUUGGCGGUGCUUCUGAAGAGGGAGGUGCAGUCCAUUUUCCAGGAAUGUAAGAUGAUUGCCGUGGUUCACAACAGUGCCACAAAUGCUGAGGAGAUGCUGCACCUCAAACACCGGCUGCGCAAGCAUGGCAUCACUGUCCGAUUCUUCCCAAACCAGGUGAUGCGAGCCUUCCUGGAGGACUCCCAGUACAGUAACAUGGAGCCCCUUUUCAUUGGGCCGACAGUACUGCUCGUCAGCAAGGAGCCCAAGGUCAAGGAGAUGCUGCAGGGCCUGAGGGCUGUGCCCCAGAUGGUGCUCAUGGGAGCCUGCAUUGAGAACACAUUGCUGAGCCUCCAGGGGCUGGUCAGCUACUCUAAACUACCAUCUCUGGCCACGGUUCAGGGGCAAGUCGUUAGCGCACUGAGUCUGCAGACGUCCCAAACGGCCGCCGUGCUGCAGCACCACCCAGCCCGCCUGAGCGCGCUCCUCCAGCAGUACGUGACACAGAAAGGCCAGGAAGGAACACCGGGAGGGAGUGAUGGAAAGGCAGGGGAGAUGACCCCCGUAUAGCUGUAGCACCCCCCCCCCCCCCCUUCCCAGUGCUGGACUGCCGCUGACCAGCUGUAUUGGGGCCAGUGGGAAUGAAUGCCGCAGGUAUUUCAUGUCUGCAGCUUUGUCCUCUGACCUUUGAACUUCACUCUCUGUCACUGGCCCCUCAUACUGCUAGCUACCCCAAAAGGACUACUGUGUCAUUUAUUUUCUCAUUCUGCAACUACCAGCCCUUAUGUUGUUUUUGACGGAUCAAGAAAUGUUAAGUCAUAUUUAAGACUGUUCUUUUACACAAUAAAAGGAACCACCUGUGUUCCGCACCCUGCCCUCCCUCCCAUGUCACCUUGGCACAUAACUAAAUACAAACUUGAAAUAAUCAGUGAUCUCAUAAUUGGCUUCUUCUGUCUGUGUUUUUUCCCCAAUGGAAUGCAGACUGGCAGCGGUGAAUCACAGGUGUUGCAUCACACUCCAGUUAUGGAACUCAGGUCCCAUGCAGGCAGUGCUCCUCUUAUUCACUGUGCUGUGCUCACCAUAUCAGCCAAUCCACAGAGACAAGUGAACCUGCUCUGUACUUUUGCACAACGUGAAACACAAGCCCUGGUGAUGAUUUAACCUUUCUCAAUGUCCCCAUAAACUUGAGAGAUAUUAGACAUGGUCUAAGGAGAAAAGGCUGGAACAUUCUCCUCUGUCACAUUUUAGUAAGUAAGUAAGUAAUGGCACAUUUUAACACACCAGUGGUGGUUUAGAGUUAAAUUCUGAUAGUGUUGUAAGUUGUCUAGUUUGUUACAACAUACUACACAUUCAUCUGAGAUUUUAGAGGUGGAAUAAGCGUUUUGAAGCACAUUUUGAAUGCCCACUUUGAGUUUGAAUUGUUAAUUACACAAAUGCACUCACAAAAACAGUGUUGGAACAUUUGACUGUCAUUAAAAUGCCACUCCGUCUCUGCA
Molecule: messenger RNA, 1893 nt
Organism: Anguilla anguilla (European eel)
Lineage: Eukaryota; Metazoa; Chordata; Actinopteri; Anguilliformes; Anguillidae
Gene: mrpl10
Product: mitochondrial ribosomal protein L10
Exons: 5
Coding region: 203-967 (254 amino acids)
Biological process (GO): translation
Cellular component (GO): mitochondrial large ribosomal subunit
Molecular function (GO): structural constituent of ribosome
Source: RefSeq, a predicted model, not a curated record